AUGAACGAAAUAAUAGUGUUUGAUACUUAUCAUGGAAGAUCAGUUAAUGAUUGCGAAUUAGAUUAUUACAGUAAGAAGUUAGCAACAUGUUCAAGUGAUAAUACUGUAAAAAUAUUUGACUUAAGUCUUUCUAAGGAACCUGUAUGUAUAGCUGAAUUAAAAGACCAUAGUUCAGCUGUAUGGAAAGUAUGUUGGUCUCAUCCAAAAUAUGGAAGUUUAUUGGCUAGUUGUUCAUUUGAUAAGAAUGUGAUAAUAUAUAAAGAAGUGAAUAUAAAUAAAUAUGAGAUGAUAUAUAUAAAUAAUGAGCAUAUGAGUAGUGUAAAUUAUAUUGAAUGGUCUCCACAUGAAUAUGGUUUACAUUUGGGUUGUGCAAGCUCUGAUGGAACUAUAAGUAUUUUAUCUUAUUAUAUGAAUAAAAGUAGUAAUGAAGGAUAUUGGAAUAAAUAUAGUAUGAAAGCACAUCUGAAUGGUGUUGCAUGUUUAAGUUGGGAGAAGCCUUAUAAUAAUAUGUUAUUAAUGAAUAAAAAUAUGAAUGAUAAUAAUAUGAAUAAUAAUAAUAAUAAUAAUACUAACAAUAAUAGUAACAAUAAUAAUAAUGAUAUAAUGAAUUCUUUUAAAUUAGUAUCUGGUGGAUUUGACAAUCAAGUUAUAAUAUGGAUGUUUGAUAAUAAUACAAAAGAGUUUCAAAAAAUAUUUCAAAUGAAUGAUAAACCACAUAAAUCGAGUAUAAAAGAUGUAGCAUGGAAACCAAAUUUGAAUAAUUCAACAAAUAUUAUUGCAUCAUGUUCUGAAGAAAAAAUUGUAAUAUUAUGGAUAGAAGAUGUAACAAAUAAUGUAUGGAGAAAUGGGCAAGUAAUUAAAAUGAAUCAUAAUAUUCAUAAAUUAAGUUGGUCACCUAAUGGAACUAUAUUAGCUAUCGCUUGUUCAGAUGAUAAUGCAUAUUUAUAUAAAGAAAAUCUUGAAGGAAUAUGGGUAGAAGUAUGUAACUUAAGUGAAGAAAAUAAUGUUCAAGAAGAUAACUCUAUGAAUAUGAAAAAUAAUGAGCAAGAUAAUCAUAAUGAUAAUUUGCUUAACAAUGAUAACAAUAAUAAUAUGAAUUAUAUAGCAAAUGCCAAUGUAUCUACUAAUUCAUAUAUGAAUGAUAAUACAAAUACAUCUAAUUCGUUAAUAAAUCAAAAUAAUAAUUUAUCUCAUCAAGGACCAUAUCAAAAUAAAGACACAUUUAAUAGAUCUUCACAAGGAAAUUUUGGAGCUUACCACAAUUCAACACAACAACAUUCAAAUGUAAAUUCUAUUAGUAGUAAUAUGAAUAAUUUACAACCAGGUAAUACUGUGUCGAAUAAUGUAGUAAAUGGUUUUGCAAAUAAUAAUAAUACAAACCAAAUGAACGGACCACCUGGUCAAAUGAACGGACCACCUGGUCAAAUGAACGGACCACCUAGCCAAAUGAAUGUACCACCUAGCCAAAUGAAUGGACCACCUAGCCAAAUGACCGUACCGCCAACUCCACCUGCCUAUUUAACAAUGCAAAAUAAUAAGAAAAAUAAUACAUCCAACCUUACGCCUACUAUGAAUAAUAUACCACCCCCCACAGCUCCCCCCUUAGUAGUUAAUAAUUCAACUGGUGCACCCGGUCCAUAUUCUGCAUCAAACUUUUCAGCACAACCUCAUGGUGUUGCGGCUCCUUUUGGAGUUCCACCAGCACAACAACAAGUAGGAGGAAGUGUUACAAAUAUGAGUGUAUCAAAUGUAAAUAAUAACAAAUCUACUUUUGCAGGGCCUCCACCUCCAUUAUCUUCAACAAGUACAACUCCUAUUAUUCCAUCAGUUAGUUCAACGAAUUUUCCAAAGGCUUCUACAUCAUCAGUACAACAACAGGUUCAGGGUCCAUUUUCAAAUGUGAAUAUGUCAAGACCUAGUUAUGUAAUGAACCCACAAAUGCCACCAAAAUUUUCACAGACUAACAGUAACAAUAAUAAUAAUAAUAAUAUAAAUAAUAUGAAUAAUAUGAAUAAUAUAAAUAAUAGUGGGAUGAUGCCUCCACGACCAUCACAAUAUUCGAAUAAUUUAAAUUUUAAUUCUUUGCCAUCAUCGGUACCACCUCCUGCAUUUUCUUCCUCCCCCCAAGGAAUGCAGAAUAAAAAUAGCAUAGCGAAUAAUAUUAAUAAUAUUAAUAAUAAUAGUAGUAGUAAUAAUAAUUCUUUUUCAAAUUUUAACUCACAUAUGAACCAGGCAAAUAUGCCCCCACCCAAUCCUUCUGUUAUGCAUCCAAAUAAACCCGUGGGCACAACUUAUGGUGCGAUGGGUGGUGGUGGAUACAACGCCCCCCAUGCACCACCUAUGAUGAACGAUUCAAAUGUGAAGCCCCCAAACCAGCAAUAUGGAUACUCAAAUUAUAAUAUGCCACCACGACAAAAUACGCAUAUGAACAAUUGA
Plasmodium gaboni is the source of this 2436-nucleotide messenger RNA. RefSeq names its product protein transport protein SEC13. Lineage: Eukaryota; Apicomplexa; Aconoidasida; Haemosporida; Plasmodiidae. Bases 1 to 2436 code for a protein of 811 amino acids. Gene Ontology annotation, cellular component: nuclear pore outer ring; COPII vesicle coat. The record is from RefSeq and is a predicted model, not a curated record. Gene Ontology annotation, molecular function: protein binding; structural molecule activity. The transcript has a single exon. Gene Ontology annotation, biological process: protein import into nucleus; COPII-coated vesicle budding.